Messenger RNA from Trifolium pratense (red clover), 3084 nucleotides. Its product is annotated as increased DNA methylation 1-like. Bases 325 to 2835 code for a protein of 836 amino acids. The record is from RefSeq and is a predicted model, not a curated record. The transcript has 20 exons. Lineage: Eukaryota; Viridiplantae; Streptophyta; Magnoliopsida; Fabales; Fabaceae.
CAAGUGCAACUAGUAUACCCAAAUCUGGAACCCAACGUCAUGAGCACACUUACAAGUUACAUACCCAAGUACACCCAAACCCACGCCUCUUACAUUUUCCUGAGCUAGUCAUCAGUUACGAGUGACUCACUGAGUCAAAUUCGUGGACCACUCGUCUUCCCCAAUCUAAUUCCAAAUCUCUGAAACUUCACUCUCACCUCCAAAACCCUACUCUCUCUCUCUCCAUUUCCAAUGUCACCUUCAAUUCACCUCUCAAUCACUCCCUCCGCGUAAUUACUCACUCCAUCACAUCCAGAUUCACCGUCUGAUUCAUCUCACAUCUCCAUGGAAAUGGAAACCACCAACCAAAACCUCGAAACCGACACUUUCAAGAUGCAACAGCAACGGCGGCGAGGUCAGUUGGUGGUGAACGGUUACUUCGUUUACACACGACGUAAGAGGAUCGAGCAUGAUUCCGACAACGAGAAAGCGAAGAGGCUCAAAACCGAUGAAAAUGAACAAGUUAAGGUGAAAAUUGGUGAGGAAGUGAAGAACGACGUCGUUUUAUGGACUUCGAAACGGCAGCGUAGACCGUCGUUUAAGUUGCAGGUUGAAUCAGAAGAUGAUGGUUCUGCUGAUAAGGUAGUUGCUCGCGUUGUGAAUACGAAGAAGAGCGUUGCGUCGUUUAGCGAAAAGCUAUUGUCUGUAAAAGAGCUCUUUGAUACUGGUUUGCUCGAUGGUGUUCCCGUUGUUUACGUCGGUUGUAAGAAGGAGGCUUCAGAUUCGGGAUUGCAGGGUGUAAUUGCUGGCGGGGGGAUAUUGUGCUCGUGCUGUUUGUGCAAUGGACGCAGAAUUAUUCCCCCCUCCCAAUUUGAGAUUCAUGCGAACAAAAUAUAUAAAAGGGCAACGCAGUAUAUUUGCUUUGAAAAUGGGAAGAGUCUGCUUGAACUACUGGGAGUUUGCAGGGCAGCUCCCUUACAUGCUUUGGAGGCCACUAUUCAAAACUUUCUUUGUUUACCGCCUGAAGAGAAAUAUUUUACCUGCAGGAGUUGCAGAGGGUGUUUCCCUGUUUCAACUGUGAAAAGAGUGGGGCUUAUAUGCCAUUCUUGCAUCGAAACAAGUAAAUCUGAAAAUGGUUCUAUGCGUGCGGUUGGCAAAAGAGUCAGGACUCCUCGACCGUAUUUGUUCUCUAGUCCAUCUAGUAUUUCUGAAACGUGUGUCUCAUCAAAAACUAAGAAACAAAAGAAGAAGAGAACAAAGUCAUCAAAACGGGUUAGCAUGUCAAAAUCUUCCAAGAAGAGUGCUUCAGGGCCUGUUCUUAUCCAGAAGAAUAGUUUGUGCAACAUGGAAACAAAGUCAUCAAAACUGACAGUCAAGUUGAAGAUUGCUCCAAUUACGUCAAAUUCAAAGUGUUCAUCUCCACAAAAUAAGAGUCAAUGGAAGAUCAAUAAAAAGCAUCAGCGAUUGCAUAAAAUAAUUUUUGAAGAAGAUGGAUUGCCUGAUGGAGCUGAAGUAGCUUAUUAUGCCCGUGGACAGAAAUAUCUUGAGGGUAUUAAAAUGAAAUCUGGAAUUAUUUGUCGAUGCUGCAACACUGAGAUCAGCCCUGCACAGUUUGAGAUUCAUGCAGGGUGGGCUUAUCGUAGGAAGCCUUAUGCAUAUAUCUACACUUCAAAUGGUGUGUCUCUCCAUGAGUUGGCAUUAUUCCUCUCAAAAGAUCGCAAAUGCACUGCAAAAUAUAAUGAUCUUGCAUGCAUUGUUUGUUGGGAUGGUGGAAAUCUGUUGCUCUGUGAUGGAUGCCCAAGGGCAUUUCAUAAAGAAUGUGCAUCUGUAUCGAGUACUCCACGACGUUGCCGGUACUGUCCAAUCUGUCAACACAAGUUCCUCGGAGAAGGAUCUGUGGCUCUCAAUCCUGAUGCUGUGGCAGCUGGAAGAGUUGAAGGAGUUGAUCCUAUAGAACAGAUUGCCAAGAGAUGCAUUCGCAUAGUGAAAGAUAUUGAAGCUGAGAUUGGUGGAUGUGCUGGUGGAUGUGCUUUAUGCAGAGGUUCUGACUUCAGCAGAUCAGGAUUUGGUCCACGUACAAUAAUAAUAUGUGAUCAGUGUGAAAAGAAAUAUCACGUGGGCUGUUUGAGGGAUCAUAAAAUGGCCUUUUUGAAGGAAUUGCCGGAAGGGGAUUGGCUUUGCUGCAAUGAUUGCACAAGAAUACAUUCUAUUUUAGGGAACCUCCUGGUUAGGGUGGCUGAGAGUCUCCCUGAAUCUCUUUUGGGUGUUAUAAAGAAAAAGCAAGAGGAAAGAUGUUUGGAGCCCCUUAAUGAGAUUGAUAUAAGAUGGAAACUUGUUAAUGGCAAAGUUGCUUCUCCUGAAACCAGGCCGUUGCUGUUGGAGGCACUGUCAAUAUUCAAUGAAUGCUUUGAUCCUAUAGUUGACGCAGCUACUGAACGUGACCUUAUUCCUUCCAUGGUUUAUGGAAGGAAUUUGCAGACUCAGGAUUUUGGAGGAAUGUAUUGUGCAUUAUUAAUGGUCAAUUCAUUCGUGGUAUCUGCGGGCAUGCUUCGGAUUUUUGGGAGAGAUAUUGCAGAACUCCCUUUAAUUGCUACAAGACACACGAACCGUGGAAAGGGCUACUUCCAAACAUUGUUCUCGUGUAUUGAAAGGUUGCUGGCCUUCUUGAAUGUGAAGAACCUUGUGCUACCAGCUGCUGAAGAAGCAGUAUCCAUAUGGAUAAAUAAAUUUGGGUUUAGCAGGAUGAGACCUGAGCAGCUUGUCAGCUAUAGAAAGAACUGCCAGCAGAUGAUGGCAUUCAAAGGGACAGUUAUGCUUCAUAAAGCAGUACCUCAAUGUCGGGUAAUUAAAUCAUGAGAUAUGAGAAAUCUAUGUAAAAAGGAUGUUGUUUAAUCAUAAAAGGGGAAAACCCCAAGCUUUAUUGUAUUCUUUUCCGGCUGUGCUAAAUUUUUAUUGGAAGUCAUUUGUGAAACUGUCAUGAUGUGUCUAACAUUUAUGGUGUCAUUUUUUUUAACAUGACAUUUUCCUAUUUUAUGUUUUAAUGACCCUGACAAAUAUUCCAGUAUUGUUUUGUAGUCUAAUACAAUGCUUUUUUUUUUCUGGUUA